CGUGAGUGGGAUCGAGGGACAAAAAAAGAAAAAAAAGGCAGAGGCAAAGAUGUAGCGGCGAGUCUCUCCGCGGCACUGACAGCCUGGGAUUACAGCAGCGCUCCUUACGGAGGGACACAGUCAUGGCGGGGCUCCACUGACGGACGGCAAGACGACCCUCCGCCUUCUUUGCUUCCGUCAGUCCGAGCGCCGAUCCUCGGUUCACCCCUUAACACAGCAGCCCAGCGGGGGAAAAAAAGACAGGACCGAAGGACUGGGCUCUGAAUAAAAGGAAAAUCUCUCUCAGUUGAGUGAUUUUUUUAAGAGAAUGGCGGACCGUGAUACAUUACCCCUUCCACUGGAGGUGCGAGCCAGACUUGCCGAGCUCGAACUGGAAUUAUCAGAAGGUGACAUCACACAGAAAGGCUAUGAGAAGAAGAGGGCGAAAUUAAUCGGGGCUUAUCUGCCACACCCGCCAGGCGUGGAGCCCUCAGUCCAGGCAGAGCGGAGACCCCCCGUGACGCCGUCGUCCUCUCGCUACCACCGGCGUCGCUCCUCUGGGACUCGGGACGAGCGCUACAGAUCAGAUGUGCACACAGAGGCAGUGCAGGCGGCGCUGGCCAAGCACAAGGAACGCAAGAUGGCGGUGCCCAUGCCGUCCAAACGGCGCUCCCUGGUGGUGCAGACCUCCAUGGACGCCUACACCCCCCCAGGUGAGGAACAUAUGACCAUCCAAGACACAUCGUCGGGUUCCGACGGGGAGGGCUCCCUGCACGGUGAGGGCACGCCCACUUCCAGCCACGGCAGCAUCAGCAUGGAGCACUGGAUCAGUCGUGCCAUCCACGGCUCCACCACAUCCUCCACCACCUCGUCGUCCUCCACGCAGAGUGGGGGCAGCGGCGCGGCCGGCCGGCUGGCCGACGUCCUGGCCCAGACGCACGUUGGGCCCUUAGCUUACCUCUCGCUGAAGAGGAAAAAAGUGCCUGGGCCAGUCGAGAACGGGAACUCGUUGCGCCGGUCCUGCGAAUUUGGAUCAGAACUCGUCUGGCCACCCCUGGAGCCAGAGGAAAACCACUCGGCACCCCCAGAUGUCACCAGCUACGCAUCGGAGCACAGCGCCCAGGUGGAGAGACCGCAGGUGUCCACCACCCCCCGGCCCACCACCAAAUACGGCAACGCCGAGCUCAUGGAGACUGGAGAUGGAGUCCCCGUCAGCAGUCGCGUCUCGGCGAAAAUCCAGCAGCUCGUAAACACCCUGAAGAGGCCGAAGAGGCCACCACUGAGGGAGUUCUUCGUGGAUGAUUUCGAGGAGCUCCUGGAAGUCCAACAGCCGGACCCCAACCAGCCGCGGCCUGAAGGUGCCCAGAUGUUGGCCAUCCGCGGCGAGCAGAUGGGAGUGGUGACCAACUGGCCGCCCUCCCUGGAGGCGGCGCUGCAGCGGUGGGGCACCAUCUCGCCCAAGGCACCUUGCCUGACCACCAUGGACACCAACGGCAAAGCACUUUACGUCCUCACCUACGGAAAACUGUGGACACGGAGCAUGAAGGUAGCCUACAACAUCCUCCACAAGCUGGGAACCAAGCAGGAGCCUAUGCUUAGGCCAGGAGAUCGGGUGGCGCUGGUCUUCCCCAACAAUGACCCAGCCGCCUUUAUGGUGGCGUUCUACGGCUGCCUGCUGGCUGAGGUGGUCCCUGUGCCCAUCGAAGUGCCACUGACGAGGAAGGUAAGAGCCCAGGAUGCAGGAAGCCAGCAGAUCGGUUUUCUUCUGGGUAGCUGUGGGGUCACCGUUGCCCUUACAAGCGACGCCUGCCACAAGGGGCUGCCCAAGAGCCCUACCGGAGAGAUACCUCAGUUCAAAGGGUGGCCCAAGCUGCUGUGGUUCGUCACGGAGUCCAAGCACCUGUCCAAGCCCCCCCGGGAUUGGUACCCCCACAUUAAGGACGCCAACAACGACACCGCCUACAUCGAGUACAAGACGUGCAAGGACGGCAGUGUGCUGGGGGUGACUGUGAUGCGGAUCGCGAUGCUGACACACUGCCAGGGGUUAACGCAAUCCUGCUGCUAUGCUGAAGCUGAGACCAUUGUGAAUGUAUUGGACUUUAAGAAGGACGUCGGCCUGUGGCACGGCAUUCUCACGAGCGUGAUGAACAUGAUGCACGUCAUCAGCAUCCCCUACUCCCUGAUGAAGGUCAACCCGUUGUCAUGGAUACAGAAGGUGUGCCAGUACAAAGCGAAAGUGGCAUGUGUCAAGUCUCGGGACAUGCACUGGGCCUUGGUUGCCCACCGCGACCAGCGGGACAUCGACCUCAGCUCGCUGCGCAUGCUCCUGGUGGCCGACGGCUCCAACCCCUGGUCCAUCUCGUCCUGCGAUGCGUUUCUCAACGUCUUCCAGAGCAAAGGCCUUCGCGCUGAGGUCAUCUGUCCGUGCGCCAGCUCUCCCGAGGCCCUCACUGUAGCCAUCCGAAGACCCACAGAUGACUGCAAUCUGCCCCCGGGAAGAGGCGUCCUCUCCAUGCAUGGCCUGAGCUAUGGCGUGAUCCGUGUCGACACUGAGGAGAAGCUGUCCGUGCUGACUGUGCAGGAUGUGGGCACAGUCAUGCCAGGAGCGCUCAUGUGCGUGGUGAAGCCGGACGGGGUGCCUCAGCUGUGCAAGACGGACGAGAUCGGGGAGGUGUGCGUGUGCUCCAUCGCCACGGGGACGUCCUACUACGGCCUCUCGGGCAUGACCAAGAACACCUUUGAGGUCUUCCCCAUGAGCAGUUCCGGGGCCCCCAUCAGUGAAUAUCCCUUUACCCGGACCGGCCUGCUGGGGUUUGUCGGCCCCGGAGGUCUGGCCUUCAUUGCGGGCAAGAUGGACGGUCUGAUGGUGGUGGCUGGGCGGAGGCACAAUGCCGACGACAUCGUGGCCACGGCGCUGGCAGUGGAGCCCAUGAAGUUCGUCUACCGGGGGAGGAUCGCUGUGUUCUCCAUCACUGUGCUGCAUGACGAGCGCAUUGUGGUUGUAGCUGAGCAGAGGCCGGACUCCACCGAGGAGGACAGCUUCCAGUGGAUGAGUCGCGUGCUGCAGGCAAUUGACGGGAUCCACCAAGUGGGGGUCUACUGCCUGGCUCUGGUACCAUCCAACACCCUGCCCAAAACGCCACUGGGGGGCAUCCACCUGUCGGAGACCAAGCAGCAGUUUCUGGAGGGCUCCCUGCACCCCUGCAACGUGCUUAUGUGCCCCCACACCUGCGUUUCCAAUCUACCCAAACCCCGUCAGAAGCAGCCAGAGAUUGGACCAGCCUCCGUGAUGGUUGGGAACCUGGUGUCGGGGAAGCGAAUCGCCCAAGCCAGUGGCCGCGACCUGGGCCAGAUGGAGGACAAUGACCAGGCAAGGAAGUUCCUCUUCCUGUCAGAGGUGCUUCAGUGGAGGGCCCAGACCACCCCGGACCAUGUGCUGUACACCCUGCUCAACUCGCGGGGUGCGAUAGCCAGCUCACUGACCUGCCUACAGCUGCAUAAGCGGGCAGAGAAGAUCGCCGCCCUGCUGGCCGAGCGAGGCCACCUGCAGGAUGGGGAUCACGUAGCACUGGUUUAUCCCCCAGGGAUCGACCUGAUCGCCGCUUUCUACGGCUGCCUGUACUGCGGCUGCGUGCCCAUAACGGUCCGGCCUCCUCACCCACAGAACAUCGCCACCACCCUGCCCACCGUCAAGAUGAUUGUGGAGGUGAGCCGCUCCGCCUGCGUGAUGACGUCGCAGGCCAUCUGCAAGCUGCUGAGGUCCAAGGAGGCGACGGCGGCGGUGGAUGUGAGGACGUGGCCGCCCGUCUUGGACACGGAUGAUUUGCCAAAGAAGAAGCCCCCACACUUACAGAAGCCCUCAAACCCGGACACCCUGGCCUACCUGGACUUCAGCGUGUCCACCACCGGCAUGCUUGCUGGAGUAAAGAUGUCUCACACUGCCACCAGUGCCUUCUGCCGUUCAAUCAAGCUUCAAUGUGAGCUGUACCCGUCCCGAGAGGUGGCCAUCUGCCUGGACCCCUACUGUGGCCUGGGCUUUGUCCUCUGGUGCUUGUGCAGUGUCUACUCUGGGCAUCAGUCCAUCCUGAUCCCCCCCUCUGAGCUGGAGGUGAACCCCGCACUGUGGCUGAUGGCGGUGAGCCAGUACCGGGUGAGGGACACAUUCUGCUCCUACUCUGUCAUGGAGCUGUGCACCAAGGGACUGGGCCUCCAGACGGAGCAGCUCAAGACUCGAGGAUUGGACCUGUCCCGCGUGAGGACCUGCGUGGUGGUAGCUGAGGAAAGGCCUAGGAUAGCCCUGACCCAGUCCUUCUCCAAGCUCUUCAAGGACCUGGGCCUCCACCCACGUGCCGUCAGCACCUCCUUCGGCUGCAGGGUCAACCUGGCCAUUUGCCUGCAGCCUCACAGGCUGGGGACGUUUGCCGAGCAGGGCACUUCAGGACCGGACCCCACCACUGUGUUUGUGGACAUGAGAGCCUUGAGACAUGACCGGGUCCGUCUUGUGGAGAGGGGUUCGCCACACAGUCUGCCACUCAUGGAGUCUGGGAAGAUUCUGCCCGGAGUUCGGAUCAUCAUCGCCAACCCGGAGACCAAGGGCCCAUUGGGUGACUCUCACCUGGGGGAGAUCUGGGUUCACAGCAGCCACAACGCCAGCGGAUACUUCACGGUGUACGGCGACGAGUCCCUGCAGUCGGACCACUUCAGCUCGCGGCUGAGCUUCGGCGACACGCAGACGGUGUGGGCGCGCACCGGCUACCUGGGCUUCCUGAGGAGGACCGAGCUGACGGAUGCCAGUGGUGAGAGACAUGAUGCCCUGUAUGUGGUUGGUGCCCUGGAUGAGGCCAUGGAGCUUCGAGGGAUGAGGUACCACCCCAUCGACAUAGAGACAUCGGUCAUCAGGACCCACAAGAGCAUCAUGGAAUGCGCGGUGUUCACCUGGACCAACCUUCUGGUGGUGGUUGUGGAGCUGGACGGCUCAGAGCAGGAGGCGUUGGACCUGGUGCCGCUGGUGACCAACUCCGUGCUGGAGGAGCACUACCUGAUUGUUGGUGUGGUGGUGGUGGUGGAUGUAGGCGUCAUCCCCAUCAACUCACGCGGUGAGAAGCAGCGUAUGCACCUCCGUGACGGAUUCCUGGCCGACCAGCUGGACCCUAUCUACGUGGCCUACAACAUGUAGGUCCACCUCCACCCCCAUGCACCCGGCACCCCCACGUACCCGGCACCCCCCACCCUGCGGCGGGAAAAUUCCAUAUGCGUCGCAUCUCCUGCACCAUUGACAACCACCUUGUAAAUGUUGUGGAAACCUCGGAGCGAGAGCCCGGCGUAGAGGGAUCUGAGAUGCCUUGAGGUUUUGGAAAAGCACUCCUGAUGGGCAAGAGCGAUAUAGGGGGAGACAGGGUGGGAGAUGUGGCGGUGAGCUCAGCUGACAGAAGCGUCAUCCAAUUGGCUGAGGAGAAAGAGCAGCACUUCACACAUCUUGCUUAAUUGGAUAGUGCUUUUGAAGUAGGUGUGGUUCUAUAUUUUCACAUUAUGUAUGCUGAAGUUGCUCAUUUUUAAUAUGCCCUCUAAGAGGUAAGGGUAUUUUUUAAGAUAUUUACAUACUGUGGCAAAUUGUAUUUUGAGUUGUCAACUGUUUUUAAGAUAUAAAGCAUAACAAAUAUAGAUAUGUUUCGAUACAGGACGUCUGUUUAGUCCAUAAAACUUGACUAAACUACAAAGAGGUACUUUUUUAUGUUGUGUUUUCAACCACGCGCUUAUGGUUUGCUGUCUAGAUUCGUUUUGUAGCGGUGUAACAACUUUACAGGGAUCCCAAGUGGGUUCGCGGUUCUGCUUCCACAAUGACAGCCGGAUUGGCAACGUUGUGUGGAAAGGAAGAACAUGACGUCAUAUCAUGUAAUUAUGUACAAAACUUUUAAUUUAUUUUUUUUAGAAGUAUAUAAGGGAAGACAUUUAAGAAUGUCUGUCUCUUUAAAUAUUUGAUAAUAUAAAGCAAAGCCUUGUAUCUUGAGUGAAUAGUAUCACAUCAAGUAUAUAAAAUAUAUAUUAAAACACACACACACACAUAUAUAUAUAUGUUUAUAUAUAUAUAUAAACAUAGAAACACCUAGAUGUGACGAAUGAAAACGCCUGAAAUGCAGUACUUCUCACUUGCAUGGUGUCUGUUGUUGUAGAUAAAUCUGUUGUUGUUUCAUUGUUCGAGUGACACGCGGUUUCGAGAACGUAAAAGAUGUCCUCAGAGGACGGGCGCCCCAAGGCGUGGAACAGACACCAAAAGGGUAACUUGGAUGACACUUUAAGCCCAAAUGUAUUUGGACAGAAAUUGCACCUUUCCUUUAGCAGUGACGGUUUUUUCGUACUUUUUUGUUUUUUCACUGCCUUGUUGAUGGCCAAUCCGAACAGCGUCGAGUGUAAAUAUUGGAGUUUAGUUAGGUACCUUCAUUCACCCGCAGAGAAGUCUUGAUCUGGGUUUUAUGAAUGUUCAGCGGUCUUCUGGAAACAGACACUGAUUAUAAACGAUCCGAAACGCACGAGAAGCUUAUGUCAUUCUCACCUUAAAGCUCAUAAGGUCACAUCGCCAUUAUAUGUAAAAAACUUUAUUCUCCUCUAUCCAGGAAGAACACAAAUUUUUACGAUUGGAGAUGUAACAAACAGUGACGCAUGAUCACCUGAUAAUGCUGCUGGGAUCAUUCUUGUUCCUGUCUUCUAUCAUUUAAAUCAGUUUGUCUGCAGAAGAUCUAUAGUGCAAAACUGGUGUUACAUGAAAUGCAGGAGAUAAGUGCAAUCGUGACAAUUUCUGUCAUAAUAUAUGCAUUGCAGUGUGAGUGGGUAAUGAAGGUGAAUCGCUUGAAUUGAAACCAGUGGAAAGAUGCUUGUGGGAUUACAGUCAAAGGUUUUGGUAACAUAGUCACUGGUUAGUGAGGCUUAUCGUAAUGGUUUCAGCUUCAUUGUUUUUGGAAUGAUGAUCGUAUCGCUGUCAAGAUGAUGAUGGACGUGUGAGUGUCUAUUUGUAAGUUUCAGUUAAAGCGGGAAAUGUUCGGUCUAUGUUUCCGUUUUUGUAGAUUGGGAUUUUCUUUGCAGGAAUCACAAAUAAUGGCAUAAUGAUUUAAAAAAAAAUUGUCUUAGCCUCUUUAGAAGUGAUGAAGAUAAUAUAACGGAAUAAAACAAAAAUGUUUUCAUAUUGAAGAGAAAUUACACUUUUUUUUUUUUUUAGCAUAUUUUCCUGGAAAUUUCAAACACAUUUGUGAGCUGGUCUGCAUGUAAAUAUCGUCGGUCACAGAAAACAUUUAUUUUAUAUGGUUCCGGUGUGUUUGGAAAUUCUUGUUUGUGUAUUAAGUAUUACGACACUUUUGGCUAAUGGGUGUUGCCUGCUCUCCCACAUUCAGAUGCAAUAAGGUGCGUCCAUCAGGUGUCCCUGGCAUUUGUGCUGUCAUGGUAACAGACAGAAUCUCUCACAUCAGCACCGCAGAACAUCCCCAUUAUCACACCUCUUCAAAGACUUCUCAACCAGCCACUAGGGGGCACCUCUAUUACACUGUGCUAUAACUUUAUUGCGUCGCCACUCAGUAAGUCACAGAUGUCAUCAUUAUGUAUAAAUGAUCUAAUGUUUGCGUGUUGCAGGGGUAAACCUCUGGCUGCCAGUCCCACAUUCUGCAAUGGGUUUCACUUAGCAGAAUUUUACUCUAUUGUCAUACCAAACAGUACAGGGACUGACUGCUGGUUAUUUACUUUUAAGGUAUCCCUUUGACACGCCGUCGUUCGUGAUGUUACAUUUCUGUACCAUUGUCAGCUGGGCGAUUUUUCCUAUUUAAUUAUAUAAAAAAGUGGAAGGAUCGUUUUUGUCCGUAGGGGGGCUUAGCAAUAAAGGACUGUCCUGUAUUAGAUUCUGUACUGUAGAUUUUAAAACAAAAACAUGCAUACGAAUGUAAAACAAAAAAAAAGUGCUCUAUUGUGUUGUCAUAUAGCACUCCUAUUGCAGUUUUCAAUUAAAAAAUAAAGGAAAUUGAAUUAUUACAUGAAGAGACAAUGCACAAGUUCAAAAGUAAAUAAAAGUACAAAAACGGAGGAUAUACGGAAAUGAUCCUAUUUAUAUGCACUAACUGAUCGUGAAAAUUAAUUCCCUUGUGGUGCUUAUUAUGUAGGAUAAUCCCUGCUUGACAACCUGAGCUGCAAAGACGACUGAUCGUCAGCAACAUUACGUCGUCAGAGCUGAGCCGCUCCUUCGCGGUCAUUUUAUGUAAUCACUCCACCCCCGCCCCCCCAUCUCCGCUGAAACAGACAAACUUUGUUAUAUUAAAGCCGCCAGGAUGCUUUGUACAUCUGUGAUGACGCCUAUUUUAUAUUCAAAUGAACAAAAUAAAAGCUUUUAUUUUUGUUGCUGUGAACACCUUCA
Molecule: messenger RNA, 8368 nt
Organism: Brienomyrus brachyistius
Lineage: Eukaryota; Metazoa; Chordata; Actinopteri; Osteoglossiformes; Mormyridae
Product: disco-interacting protein 2 homolog C
Exons: 39
Coding region: 308-5155 (1615 amino acids)
Source: RefSeq, a predicted model, not a curated record